AUGCCUGCUCCGUGUUUGGAGAAUGCAACUGCUCAGGGGCGUUAUGCCCCGCCCGUGCAAUCCAACAUUCCAGGUGCCACUGACACAACGGACCUAGGCUGCAGGUACGGGAAUCCACAGAUGUGGGCCCACUGCGGCGUUUGCUGCGGCAUCCGCCCGCAUUUUAACUGGGUAAUCGGAACUUGCGAGGAGACGCAGGGCACAGGUCAGUUCUGUGCCAAUCUGCCCGACUGCGUGAUCAACGGCUCUCCGAAGAUCAACUAUGUGGCAGCAUACCAAUACAACGGUCAGGAGUUCGUUCUCAUGGCGGAAUCCACAGUUGGCGAAAUUGAUGAACAAGGUGUGCAUGGCAAUUUCUGGAAUGGUUCUGGUUUUGUGGCUCACAACGCAUCGUUUCGAUGGAGUGCCGGCGACUGGACAACGAAGUAUGCGCCAUGGGCACGGAUUCUGGGAAUUGAUGGCCCGCGCGGCGUGACCCCACCGGCAGGCAUGUGGAUCCUCAGCGCUGAAAACUUUUACUACGGCGCCUUUUACAUGCUGUCCCAGUUGGGAAUUAACCUCGAAGGCCAAGGAAAUCCGACGGGCACCAACUGUUGGAUGUGGGAGUUGGACCCGGUCGAGGGCAGCGCCGGGUGGGAUCCGGGAGCCCCCUUGCCCGGGAACUUGAACAUGCUCUACAGCACGGAGAAUGCCCAAGCAUCGGGAUGCAUGCCCAUCUCCUACACUUCGGCGCAGGCAAAUGGCAUGGGCACGGAGUUCAAGUUUCCAGAGGACUUCCGCGCCAGCUGUCAGGCACAGCCCAACCAAACCGGCUGCCGACCGUGGGAGGAAAGCAUCCAAUGGGGUGGCGGAGCGCAGGGCUCUCAGCGCUUCGAGAACCUGUGGGACGAGCCCUACGUCUUUGCGGUUGUGGUGGAUGCCAAAGGUUACUGGAUUUACCGUUGGCGGCCCAUGGCGUACAUCAGCCAGGAGCUGACUGGAUGGCCUGGUGUGGAACGCUAUCGGGCCCGUCGCAGGCUCCCUCCUCGCCCGAUGCCUGUCACGAACCCUCGAGGCCUUCGCACGGACGUGCCUGGGGAUGUUGAGGAAGCGGUCAUUCAUCAACCCGGCCUUACACCCGAAGCGACAUGCUUGCGCUCCAGCGUCGAGCAGGUCACCUGGCAGUGGGGUGCCGAUGCCUUGGCAGCCAUGGCGCAGGAGCUGGGAGAAGGCGGCAAGGGAGCGCGCUUCGAGGGUGCCCAAAACUGGUGGUCGGCCUUUGCGGACACGCGGCAGAACAGCGGCAACUACCCGCCUUCCAUCAUGGGCGUGGAGGGCAAAAGUAUGGGCGAGAGGCUGAAUUGCAGCACGCCCGGCACGUUCACCUGCGCCUGUGAGGUGCAGCGCCGUCGCGAGAUGCUCAAUCGGCAUACGCCGCCCAAGGGCGCAACGGCUGUCUUCAUCUGA
Molecule: messenger RNA, 1446 nt
Organism: Symbiodinium sp. CCMP2592
Lineage: Eukaryota; Dinophyceae; Suessiales; Symbiodiniaceae
Source: the annotation of a GenBank genome assembly